Molecule: messenger RNA, 1360 nt
Organism: Silurus meridionalis
Lineage: Eukaryota; Metazoa; Chordata; Actinopteri; Siluriformes; Siluridae
Product: actin, alpha cardiac muscle 1-like
Exons: 9
Coding region: 125-1258 (377 amino acids)
Source: RefSeq, a predicted model, not a curated record
GUUGUGGGCUCUAUGAAGGUGUGUGUAUAAAUACUUAGAACAGGUGAACACAUCGCCCACUCUCCAAAGGGAGCGAAAGAGCCUCCUCUUCUCCUCUACCAAGUCCUCAGCUGUGUAAGUAAAGAUGUGUGAUGAGGAAGAAACCACCGCGUUGGUGUGUGAUAACGGCUCUGGAUUAGUUAAAGCUGGAUUUGCUGGUGAUGAUGCUCCCAGAGCUGUCUUCCCCUCCAUCGUUGGCAGACCUCGCCAUCAGGGUGUGAUGGUGGGCAUGGGUCAGAAGGACAGCUAUGUAGGUGAUGAAGCUCAAAGCAAAAGAGGCAUUCUGACCCUCAAAUACCCCAUUGAGCAUGGCAUCAUUACCAACUGGGAUGACAUGGAGAAGAUUUGGCAUCACACGUUCUACAACGAGCUACGAGUGGCUCCUGAGGAACAUCCAGUCCUACUCACUGAAGCUCCUCUCAACCCCAAAGCCAACCGAGAGAAGAUGACACAGAUCAUGUUUGAGACCUUCAAUGUCCCUGCCAUGUAUGUGGCCAUUCAGGCUGUGCUGUCUCUAUACGCAUCUGGCCGUACCACUGGUAUCGUGCUGGAUGCCGGUGAUGGUGUGACCCAUAAUGUGCCCGUGUAUGAGGGUUACGCUCUUCCUCAUGCCAUCAUGAGGCUGGAUUUGGCCGGUCGGGAUCUGACUGAUUACUUGAUGAAGAUUCUAACCGAGAGAGGAUACAGCUUCGUCACUACGGCUGAGCGUGAGAUUGUGAGGGACAUUAAGGAAAAGUUGUGCUAUGUGGCUCUGGACUUUGAGAAUGAGAUGGCCACUGCUGCCUCUUCUUCUUCUCUGGAAAAAUCAUACGAGCUCCCUGAUGGUCAGGUCAUCACCAUCGGCAAUGAGCGUUUCCGCUGCCCGGAGACUCUCUUUCAGCCUUCUUUCAUUGGUAUGGAGUCGGCAGGUAUCCAUGAAACCACUUACAAUGGCAUAAUGAAAUGUGACAUUGACAUCCGUAAAGACCUUUACGCCAAUAAUGUGCUGUCUGGAGGCACCACUAUGUACCCGGGUAUCGGAGACAGGAUGCAGAAAGAGAUCACGGCUCUGGCUCCCAGCACCAUGAAGAUCAAGAUGAUUGCUCCUCCUGAGCGUAAAUACUCAGUCUGGAUUGGAGGCUCCAUCUUGGCUUCUCUGUCCACAUUUCAGCAGAUGUGGAUCAGCAAGGAUGAGUAUGAAGAAGCUGGACCUUCAAUUGUCCACAGAAAGUGCUUCUAAACACACAUGUGCACAAUUCUCACACAACUCAGCUUACUCCCUCAUGAGAAUCUGUGAACACCCUGACAACAGUGUGGUUUCCAGGCUCUAAUUUCAUGCAAA